AUGAAUGUGACUACGCGGUCGCUGUCGCAACUUUGCAUUCAUCUCGCUUGUAACGCAACAAAUUCGCUCCAGAUUUUUUCUUGUUUGUCGAGGGCAGCUUCUGUAGUGAGGUGAACUCUCAUUCGCGGUAAUAUGUCCUUCUUUGGCCGUAGGCCCAAAAGAUCUCCAACACCCACAGGAUCGUUGUCACGACAGAACUCAUUGACGGAGGGUGAUGGUUCCAACGCGAAACCGUUAUAUCUCUGUAGUCCUUUCGCUGACGCUGCGUUGGUCAAUGGUAAUUUCAAAACAAUCGUAAUGUUACCCAAGUAUGUCGACGUUAUGGAAUGGGUUGCUGUCAACAUUUACGAUUUCUACACAAAUCUGAAUGAAUUUUACGGGUGCAUCACGGAAUGUUGCACGCAGAGUUCGUGUCCUACAAUGUCUGCAGGCUCGAAUUUGAACUAUCUCUGGACAACGCCAGAACGAAAGCAGGUCUCACUCUCAGCGCCGACAUACAUCGAUUCGGUCAUGUCCUCUGUCCAAAAUCUCUUGGAAGAUGAAAAUGUUUUCCCUACCAAGUCAGGUCAGGACUUCCAUAAGGAAUCGUUUCCAGUCACCAUCAAACACGUUUAUCGCCAAUUCCUUCGCAUCUUUGCGCAUAUAUAUCAUGCGCAUUUCCACCAGAUACUCCAUCUUCGCGCAGAGCCUCAUUUCAAUUCUCUGUUUGCCCAUUUCCUUGCCUUCGGUCGGGAAUACCAACUGUUGGAUGAGAAGGACAUCCGCGGUGACCCUAAUGCCCCAGUAGGUGUUGGGUUACUUUGGGAGCGGUGGAAAACGUCCGGUAAACUUGAGAAAGGUGCUGGCGAGGCUUAGGCAUUGUUAUGUUUUUCUUCUCCUUCUAAGUUGCGUGGAGUCUGGGUCGAUUUAUACCAUCAUGAUUUCGAAAUCAGGAACUGUAAUCAUAGACAACAUAGGAUGGAUUCAUUUUGACAGGAUCGUGUUAUCGAUGGGAUACCUUUCAAUAACUUGAGACCCUAUGUACAUACAUAGGAACUGGAGGUUGAUCUAGGUCGAUAGAGGUUGAACGUUGACGCGUUGACGCGCGCGUCACUCACGAGAAAUAUUUUUCGCAAUGCGGCGUUUUCUUUCUCACGGGCAGUAAC
Lentinula edodes (shiitake mushroom) is the source of this 1145-nucleotide messenger RNA. RefSeq names its product Mob1/phocein. Bases 133 to 855 code for a protein of 240 amino acids. Gene Ontology annotation, cellular component: cytoplasm; nucleus. NCBI's taxonomy places the organism in Eukaryota, Fungi, Basidiomycota, Agaricomycetes, Agaricales, Omphalotaceae. Gene Ontology annotation, molecular function: protein kinase activator activity. Gene Ontology annotation, biological process: cell division; signal transduction; positive regulation of protein phosphorylation. The record is from RefSeq and is a predicted model, not a curated record. The transcript has 5 exons.